GGCUACGCGGCGUGGUGCGCGGCUCUCAAGGAGCAGGAGCAGGCCGAGCGUCUGAGCGAGGCGUUCUGGAGGAUGGACAGUGAUGGCAACGCGCCGAGAAGGCAAGUGCGGACAAGAAGCAGGCUGCAGGGUCUGGCAGGCAAGCAGAGAAGCCGAUCAAGUGGAGGGCGCUCGGUGAGGACGCUGAGAUGCAGUCGGGGAGGACAUGCUGAACACGGACGAUCCGGCUGA
Phytophthora sojae is the source of this 231-nucleotide messenger RNA. RefSeq lists its product as hypothetical. The annotation marks the transcript as partial. The transcript has a single exon. The record is from RefSeq and is a predicted model, not a curated record. Lineage: Eukaryota; Oomycota; Peronosporomycetes; Peronosporales; Peronosporaceae.